AUGAAGUCCGUUUUCCGUUUUUCAAGCGCCCACCCCGCUUUUGUUUCCGCCAGCUCUCUGGAAACCUGCUUCUCCCGUCCGCUGCCCUUUUCAACGCCUUUCAGCGUUACUCUGGUUAGCCUUGACGGUGAGACUCUUGCAGCCAAACUGGCCUCCACCCAGAAGCCUUCCAAGAGAGCUCGCUUCAAGGAGCUCCUCAGACGUCUUUUCAGACGCGACAGGAAAUCCUACGUCGACUGCCCUUCCCUCGAUUCCAUCAGCCUGGUGGUUUCGUAUGGACCUAUUUGCGCAGUUCCAGCCAGACCAGUUCUGUGCUACAGAGCCGUCCCAGCGACCAUGCUCCCCAGGCUCAUUGGCUACCGUCUUCCCAUUCUCAGAAUUGACCCGCUUCCAAUUCUCAGAAUUGCCUUCAACCCAUCGAAGCCUGUCAAGCUUCCUGGCGUCAGCCCAAUCUGGACCACCUCCCCAUCCAACAAGGUCCCUGCUUCUCCUUUCAAGAGAACCCCACUCAAGCUUACUUUCCCCCAGCCACCCGCCGGCGAUGUGACCGCCCCCAAGCCAAAGAGCCUUGUCUACUCGCCCUACCACGACUUCUUCGUGCGUUUGAACUGGCUCUUUGAGACCUGGCGCCGCCAAAGCCAGACCAGCGCCUUGCUGCUUCCCCAGACCGUCCGCUUGCCGCUCGUGACGGUGGUUGUUCUCCCCAAAUCGGCCUUUUCGCCCAAUGGCCCCGAUGCUGUUUGUGCUAAGUCUCCACGCAUUGAGACCUUGGAGCACGAUUCCAGCGCCACGCUCGAGGAAAGCCUCCCACGCCCUAGUGCCUUGGAGGCUCAUCUCGCUCAAGCACUCCCUGACGACGCCAGUUUCCGUAGACUCGAGAAAAUGGGCUUGGACGUGGUUCAACUCUACGACAAGCCCGUGGCUGCGAAAUCCACAAAGGUGAGCUUUUCUGGAACCAACGCCGUGGUUGAGUUCUCCGCUGACGAUGCGCCUUCCAUCCUCAGCAAAAAUACUCCCGCUUCCCGUGGUUUCCACCCAAAAAGCGCCCUUCGUGCCCCGGCAGUCUUCCCUCUUUUGAAGGCCGCCCUGGUCCCUCAGCCUGAGGUCGCACCCCACGAUUUCGCAGCCGAGUUCAACGAAAUGGCACACCAGGUCGAGCAACUUGACCCCCUCGAGCCCGGCUACAACAGACACAGAAGAGAAAUCUGCCGCCGCUUCAAGGCCUUCUUCCAGUCUGUCGCCUCGGGGCCCCACGCCUCCGUACACCGGCUUUUGGCGUCCAAAGCCAAUGCGCUCGUUCACGCCAGAAAGUGUUUCGCAGCCACCGCCGCGGUAGCCAGAGGCCUUGCAGUCCAGGGCUCCCACGAUAUGGGCACCGUGCGGUCACUCUGCCUGAACCACAAUUUCACCGCAGAGUUUUUGACCGACUUGGAGUCGGGAAUCGACGACCACCUCGCCGAGUUGGGCCCGCAAUUGUCGUCCUUGCAGGCCUUGAGACCCUCGUUGGAAGGGUGGUACAUGCUGUUUUUUGAUACCCACUGCCGUGCUCGUUUUGCACCCACCGACGCCGACGAGGCCCAUUUCCACGAACGCAUUGGGUUUGCCCAGUACCGCCAGAGAUGUUUUAUGGUGGACACGGAAUUGGGCACCUGGGAGCAGUACUUGAGGCACCAUCUUGGUGUUUUGUGUGAGGCGGCGUGCUACAACGCCGAGCUGCUUCGGAUCAUGGCUCUGACCCAGUAG
Candidozyma pseudohaemuli is the source of this 1743-nucleotide messenger RNA. RefSeq lists its product as uncharacterized. The record is from RefSeq and is a predicted model, not a curated record. The transcript has a single exon. NCBI's taxonomy places the organism in Eukaryota, Fungi, Ascomycota, Pichiomycetes, Serinales, Metschnikowiaceae. Bases 1 to 1743 code for a protein of 580 amino acids.